Messenger RNA from Esox lucius (northern pike), 2397 nucleotides. Its product is annotated as nucleolar transcription factor 1-A. The coding region runs from base 320 to 1999 and encodes 559 amino acids. The record is from RefSeq and is a predicted model, not a curated record. NCBI's taxonomy places the organism in Eukaryota, Metazoa, Chordata, Actinopteri, Esociformes, Esocidae. The transcript is spliced from 16 exons.
UCUGCAAACACGGAAGUGACUAUGUAGUAGCAAUAUAGAACAUGCUGCAAUGAAAACAAGAUUUUAGCUAGAACUUAAGUUAUCUUCCACUUAAUUCUUUAGUUUCUGGAUUAGAAUGUUUAUGUUUCAUUUACUAACUAAUCACCGUUAAAGGUGUCAUCUCACGUGCUAAAAGCAGCCACAUGAAUUAAUUUCAAUAAGCCAUGUGGUUCUUCAGUUCCUAACCUAGUAUUGCGUAGCUGGCUAUAUAUUUAGCUGCUGUCUAGUUCUGUUUCAGCGUCAUAAAUAUAUCUGAAGAUAUCGUCGUAACAGUUUCGUGAUGGACAGCACAGAGGAUGGUCAAAUGGAGGCAAUGGAUGAAGAUCAGGCCUGGGGUAGGGAGGACCUGAAGAAGCUCCUGGACGGUAUCAAAGAAAACAUCUCCAAAGCCAUAAUAACGAGUGUAUACACAAAAGGAGAAAGGAUGCUGGCGUGGGACAAGGUGGCUUUCCAUCCCUAUUCUCCAGAGAUGUGUCAGAAGAAAUGGAAGGAGCUCUCACAAAAGAUACGCAAGAUUCGUUCUCUUGCAGAGCUGGUCGCUGAAGCUGAAUGUGCCUUAGAAAACCCUUUUCAGUGCCAAAACGCAAAGAUACACCCAGACAUUCCCAAAAGGCCGACCCCUCCAAACAGCAUCUUCUCCAAAGAGAAUUUUAAAACAUUCAAGAACAAGCAUCCUGAGAUGACUAACUCUGAGCUUUUUGCAUUAAUCAGGAAGGCCUACACAGAGCUCCCAGAGCCCGAGAAGGCAAAAUACAUGGAGAAAUUCCAUAAAGAGCAAAAAAUUUAUGAAAAAGCUAAGAGUAGACUGAGUAAUGAGUACUCUGGAGUGAAGCAGGUACAGAGGGACCGUUUGAAAAAGGGUAAAGGGCCCCUCACACCCCAAGGACUCUGGUACCGCCACGAGAGAAAGAUGUUCCUUCAAGCCAACCCAGAUGUCAGCAGAGACUCUAUCAGACAGAGUAUAGAGUGUAAGAAGCGCUGGUCCAAGCUGUCCAAGAAGGAAAAAGUCAAGUGGAUCAGGCUCUCUUUGGAGCAGGAAUAUGCCGAAGAGGACCCAGGGAGUGAGGGGAGUCCGAAGUCCCAGCGAAAGCCUGUUCUGCGUAAGAGUGAAAGACUGCUGAUGGACUUGGCAGAUGGCAAGCCUGACAAACCCCCAUGGAACGGUUACAAUCUUUUCUGUAAAGAGCAGAAAAGUGUCAUACAAGGAAAGGGAAUCCCUGCGGACCAGUAUAUGGUGGUUUGCUCCCAGCAAUGGAAAACACUGACAUUGAGUGAAAAGGAAAACUACCAGAGACGAUGUAACAAGUUGAAGAAGGAGUUCGAGGUCAACAUGAAUCGGUAUUUGUGUAGUUUGUCAGAAAAAGAGCAGCAGCGCCUCUUAGUGGAUUACAGGAAAAGCAUGCAGUCCUCCACUUUGGCUACCCAAAGAGGCAGGAAAAGAAAGUUGGAAAGGAAGUCCAGCAAGCCAUCUGAUCUACCGCCCUCAAAGUUCGUUGCCAAAAAAGGAGGGGAAAGGGCGCUUACUGACAAACCAUCUUUGAAUGGUUACACAGUGUUCUGCAGCGAGAAGUUGGCAGAGCUGAGAGCCAGGUCAAGCCAUCUCAGUACCGAAAAUAUUUUGAAAUUAGUCAGCCGCCUUUGGAAGAAGCUGGCCAAGAAGGAAAAGGAUCGCUACCACAGUAUGGCCCAACAGCAGACCGGGGAGCAAGAAGUAGAUCUUCAAAACUGGUUAAACAAAUGUACUAUCGUCAACGCACAGGGAUUGACUGUGAAGGGCAGAACGUCAGAUUCAGAGGAUGAAUUGGAGGAUGAUAUCAACACAUCCAGUGAUGAUGAAGAAGAAGAGGAGGAUGAUGAGGAUGAUGAGGAAGAAGAAGAAGAGGAGGAGGAGGAUGAAGAUGUGAUGGGAAUGGAGAAUCAGUCAGAGAAGUCUUGUAGUUCCAGCUCUGAAGAGGACUGAUGGGAAAUGAUGCACACACAUUUUUUCUAAAUCAUUAAAUUGCUUUGAUCAGUUUUAAAUAAAAACAACAGCUGAGUCUGUGGCUCUCUUUCUCUAUUUGAUAAACAAGAGUCUAUGAUUAAGGAUUGUCUAUUUUGAAAUGACACACAUUUGCUGUGUAUCAGUUUCUGAGAAGGGGACCGCUUUUGUGUUCAAAUGAAAAAGCCAAUUCUCAAAUGUUAUACUUUCUUGAAGUGUCAGAUUUUUUGCAACAAUUCAUGGGGUUACAGUUAAUACCAGGGAGUCAUAUAUUUUGUGAACUGAAACAUGGGAACAAUAUGACAUGUUGAGUUUUUGUUUCGUGUUUCUUAAAGCAGGGAUAGGCAAAGUGUAUAUAAAUAAAUCAUUUGACUUGGCAA